AUGUACAGCGACGGCCAGUCCGAGAGCAUUCUGGGCGGCCUGGGCCUCGGGCUGGGCGGCGGCGACUGCAGAGUGAAAAUCGCCACCAAGGCCAAUCCCUGGGAAGGGAAAUCGCUGAAGCCUGACAGUCUCCGGACCCAGCUGGAGACAUCACUGAAGUGGCUGCAGUGCUCCAGGGUGGACCUCUUCUACCUGCAUGCCCCUGACCACGACACCCCCGUGGAAGAGACGCUGCGUGCCUGCCACCAGCUACACCAGGAGGGCAAGUUUGUGGAGCUUGGCCUCUCCAACUAUGCUGCCUGGGAGGUGGCCGAGAUCUGUACCCUCUGCAAGAGCAGCGGCUGGAUCCUGCCCACCGUGUACCAGGGCAUGUACAACGCCACCACUCGGCAGGUGGAAACGGAGCUCCUCCCCUGCCUCAGGCACUUUGGAUUGAGGUUCUACGCCUACAACCCUCUGGCUGGGGGCCUGCUGACUGGCAAGUACAAGUACGAGGACAAGGACGGGAAACAACCCACAGGCCGCUUCUUCGGGAAUACCUGGGCUGAGACCUACAGGAAUCGCUUCUGGAAGGAGCACCACUUUGAGGCCAUUGCCCUGGUGGAGAAGGCCCUGCAGGCCGUGUACAGCCGCAGCGUCCCCAGCAUGACCUCGGCCGCCCUCCGGUGGAUGUACCACCACUCCGGGCUCCAGGGUGCCCACGGGGAUGCAGUCAUCCUGGGCAUGUCCAGCCUGGAGCAGCUGGCACAGAACUUGGCGGCAACUGAGGAAGGGCCCCUGGAGCCCGCCGUCGUGCAGGCCUUUGAGCGAGCCUGGCAUCUGGUUGCCCACGAAUGUCCUAACUACUUCCGCUAG
Puma concolor (puma) is the source of this 855-nucleotide messenger RNA. Its product is annotated as aflatoxin B1 aldehyde reductase member 2. The record is from RefSeq and is a predicted model, not a curated record. NCBI's taxonomy places the organism in Eukaryota, Metazoa, Chordata, Mammalia, Carnivora, Felidae.